Hirsutella rhossiliensis is the source of this 1431-nucleotide messenger RNA. Its product is annotated as aldehyde dehydrogenase family domain-containing protein. NCBI's taxonomy places the organism in Eukaryota, Fungi, Ascomycota, Sordariomycetes, Hypocreales, Ophiocordycipitaceae. The transcript is spliced from 4 exons. The record is from RefSeq and is a predicted model, not a curated record. Gene Ontology annotation, molecular function: aldehyde dehydrogenase (NAD+) activity. The coding region runs from base 1 to 1431 and encodes 476 amino acids.
AUGGCAGAAGCAGUUCUUGUUGGCGCUGGCGGACGCCAGGUCACUGUCCCCACCGGCCUUUUCAUCGACAACAGCUUUUCCCCGGCCACGCGCGGCGAGACGAUAGACUUGGAAAAUCCAGCCACCGGCAAGUUUCUCGCAAAGGUAGCCGCGGCCCAGGUCGAGGACGUAGAUCGUGCGGUGUCCUCUUCUGCGGAUGCCUUCAAGUCCACAUGGCGCUUCGUCACGCCUGACAAGUCGCGAUCGCUCCUCAACAAGCUGGCCGACCUCCUUGAGCGCGAUGCCGAGGACUUGGCGUCGAUCGAGGCACUUGAUGCCGGCAUGUUAUACCGUGGGUCACUGACCAUGAGUAUACCGCAAGCCGCCGAGACCUGCCGCUACUAUGCCGGGUGGGUUGGCAAGCUUGAAGGUCGAUCCAUGAGUAUUGCCGAGGGUAUGGCAUAUACACGGCGGGAACCCAUUGGCGUCUGCGCUGCCAUUGUGCCCUGGAACGCUCCUCUCAUGAUCACAAUGUGGAAGCUGGCCCCGGCUAUAGCAGCGGGCAACACAGUCAUCGUCAAGACCCCCGAAAUCGCCCCCCUAUAUGCUCAGAAGCUCGCACAGCUCAUCAGAGAGGCGGGGUUUCCCCCGGGCGUCGUCAACAUAGUCUGCGGUCUUGGUCAAGUGGCCGGCCAAGCCCAGGCCACAUGUUGCUCGGCGCGAACCAAUUUGAAGAAAGUCACCGUGGAGCUUGGGGGCAAAGGUCCUAGCAUUGUGUUUGCCGAUGCAUCCUGGGAAAACGCGCUGCUUCAUACAACGAUGGGCAUCACGGUCCACAACGGGCAAAUAUGCGCCGCUGGGAGCCGCAUUUACGUGCAAGACGAAAUCUAUGAUCGAUACGUCGCGGAAUUCUCGGCCCGCACCAAGGACUCGGUCGCUGGAGACCCCUUGCUGGACAGCACCACCAAGGGUCCCUUGGUCAGCGCCGGCCAGAAAUCGCGAGUCACGGGCUACAUCCAGACGGCAUUGCAGGAGGGAAAUAAGCUACUUCAUGGCGCCGACUCAUAUUCAAUCCCUUCUGGAGGACAUUUUGUUUCAAACACGGCUUUCGUGGAUGUGCCUCCCGUUGCUACCAUCAUGCGCGAAGAGGUCUUUGGUCCAGUGGCCAGCAUUGCCAGGUUCAAGACUGAGGAAGAAGUUGUUGGUCUGGCAAACGACACAAACUACGGGCUGUCUGCGGCGGUCUUCACAGAUGACAUCAACAAGGCAAUGCGCGUGAGCGACGCCAUCGAAUGCGGCCAGGUGACUGUGAACAUGUGGGGAACGAUCAAUUCGAAUACCCCCUUUGGAGGCUUCAAGGAGAGUGGGUUCGGUCGGGACCUGGGCCAAGAGGCGCUGGAGGAAUGGACUCAAGUCAAGUGCGUCAAGUUCAGCAUUGUACAUAAGCUCUGA